AUGGCAGGUCUCAUGCAGAAGGGCGGCGACGUGGAUGUGGAGAGCCGGGGCCAGCAGCCGCACACGAUGUCCGGAGCCGCGGACGGCGCCAGGACGGGUACCGCGGGCGGCUCGUCAAUGGCCACGGCCGGCGGAGACACGAUUGAGCUCGGCAGCAUGGCCGACCUGACUCCCGCACGGGCCGUUGACGGAGGCGAGGCCGGUGUCACUGCCGCCGAGGGCGAGACCGGUGCGCCGCCGCCACCCCCGAAGAAAUUCCCUACCGGCCGCCGGAAGUGGAUAUUGACUGCAGGGAUAUGGAUUGCCCUGUUCUUGUCGACGCUCGAGUCGACCAUUGUGAGCACGUCGCUUGUCUCUAUCACGACGGCGCUGAACGGCUUCUUGAUGCGCGACUGGAUCGUCACCGCGUAUUUGCUGACUUAUACUGGUAAGGCCAUACCUUGCACACCGGGAAGGUCGAUCUGGUCUGGGAGAGUGUGUGCUGACUUGACCUUCCCGAAUGGAACAGGCUUCCUCACCAUCUACGCCAAGAUCAGUGACAUCUUUGGCCGCAAGACCAUGUUUGUCCUGGCGCUGGCCAUAUUCACUGUGUUUUCCAUCUUGUGCGGUAUAUCGAACAACAUCGUGGAGCUCAUCGUCUUUCGCGCGUUCCAGGGCAUCGGCGCCUCGGGCAUCUACUCGAUGAUCAUGGUCAUCGCGCCGGACCUCGUCCCGCAGGACCAGUACGGCAAGUACAUGGCCAUCGUGGCGACCGUCUUCAUCGUGGCCAGCGUGCUGGGCCCCAUCCUCGGGGGUGUCAUCAACACGCACUCGUCAUGGCGCUGGGUGUUCUUGCUAAACGCCCCGGGAGGCACCAUCGCCCUGGCCAUCAUCAUCUUCUUCCUGCCCACGUCGGAGCAGUCGUCCAAGAUCCCCAUCCUGCAGCGCCUGCGCGUCAAGCUCACGCGGUCCGCCUUUGCGCGCGUCGACCAGCUGGGCAUCCUGCUGCUGCUCGCCGCCUCGGUCCUGCUCGUCUUCGCGCUCGAGCAGGGCGGCACGCGGUACCCGUGGGACAGCGCGCCCGUCAUCGCCACCCUCGCCAUCUCGGUGGCCUGCGGCGUCGCGUUCCCGUUCUGGGAGGUCUACGUGGAGAAGUCGAGGUCGGCGCAGGAGCCCGUCUUCCCGAUGAGCUUGCUGAAGAAUAGGCUUAUCUCUGCCAUGCUACUAACCGCCUUCUUCACGGGCUUCCCCUUCGUCUCCAUCGUCGUCAACAUCCCCCAGCGCGCGCAGGCCGUGGCGGGCCUGUCCCCGCUCGACGCCGGCAUCGCCCUGCUGCCCAUGCUGCUGAGCUCGCCGCUCGCGACGGCCGCCUCGGGCUUCCUGACGGGCAACUUCAAGGUGCCGCCGUUCUACCUCGUCGUCGGCAGCUCGUGCCUGCAGCUGCUGGGCGUGGGGCUGACGGUGUCGCUGCCGACCGACGUGACUGACCGGGUGCCGCGGGAGCAGUACGGGUACGAGGUGCUGAUGGGCGUCGGGUUCGGCAUGGGCCUCACGACGCUGCUGACCUUUGCGCGGGUGGUGGUGUCGGAUGAGCACCUUGCUGUCGCCAACGGCGCCAUGACGCAGGUGCGCGUCCUGGGAGGCACGAUCGCGCUGGCCGUAUGUGCCACGAUCCUCAACAACCACAUCGGCCCGCGCAUGGCCGCCAUCGUCAGCCCGCAACAGGCCGCCGCCAUCAAGGAAUCGCUAGCGGCCAUCGGCGAGCUGUCGCCCGAGCAGCAGGUGGCGGUGCGGCACGCCUUCGCCGAGGGCUACCACCGGCAGAACAUCUUCAUGACGGCGCUGUCGGCGAUCGGGCUUAUCUCGUCGUGUUUCCUGUGGGAGCGGCGGCCGAGGAGGGCGACUGAGGGCUGA
Thyridium curvatum is the source of this 1893-nucleotide messenger RNA. RefSeq lists its product as uncharacterized. Gene Ontology annotation, biological process: transmembrane transport. The record is from RefSeq and is a predicted model, not a curated record. Bases 1 to 1893 code for a protein of 630 amino acids. The transcript is spliced from 7 exons. NCBI's taxonomy places the organism in Eukaryota, Fungi, Ascomycota, Sordariomycetes, Thyridiales, Thyridiaceae. Gene Ontology annotation, molecular function: transmembrane transporter activity.